AGAGCUUUAAAAUCGGCAAGCACGCUUUGAACAUCUGAUAUAAUUCGCCAUCAGUGGGAAAGAUGGAGCUUUGGGCCGCUGUCUUUGUCUGGAGCGCAGUCUGGCGCUGCGCUUUGUCUGUGACUCGCUACUCCAUAGCGGAGGAGAUGGAGAGGGGUUCUGUUGUGGCCAAUCUCGCUGCGGAUUUGGGACUUGAGCUUGCAGGCUUGGCGCAACGAGAGGUAAAACUCGACAUAUUCACAAAUAAAAAAUAUUUAGACUUUAACAAAAAGACCGGGGACCUGUACGUGGUGGAGAAAAUCGACAGGGAGUAUCUUUGUCCGGCGAAGCCAACGUGCUUCCUAAAGCUUGAUUUUAUUAUAGAAAGCCCGCUGCGCAUCUUCAACAUCGAGCUCGGAAUAACAGACAUAAACGACAACGCGCCGCAUUUCCGGAGGGACCGGGUGGAGCUGGACGUCUCCGAGUCCGCCACGCCGGGGGAGAGAUUCUCUCUGCCUAACGCCGUGGAUCCAGAUGUUGGUGUAAACACGAUUAAAACGUACAAACUCAGCGCGAGCGAGCAUUUCACCAUAGAAAUCCAAACGGGUUCUGAUGGAACUCAGUAUGUGGAUUUGGUACUGACCAAUUCUUUGGACCGUGAGGAAAAGGCUGCUCAUAAUUUAAUCCUGACAGCUGAGGAUGGAGGCGUCCCUGUGCGCUCAGGCACUGCCAACAUUAUAGUCCGAGUGCAGGACACUAAUGAUAAUCCUCCUCGGUUUGAUCAGCCAGUUUACAUCAUUAACAUGACAGAAAACACCCCGAUAGGAACUUUAGUGACAAAGCUGAACGCUACAGAUCUCGAUGAGGGUUUGAACUCAGAGAUAGUGUACUCGUUCACGCUUUACACGUCAGAAAAAACGCAAGACGUCUUUGAGCUUCACCCUAACACAGGAGAGGUGACUGUUAAAGGAACGAUUGACUAUGAAGAAAUGAGAUUUUAUGAGAUGCACAUUGAAGCCAGGGAUAAAGGUGCGCACCCCCUGCUGGGGCAAUGCAAAAUGGUCAUUCAUGUCACAGAUAUGAAUGAUAAUUAUCCAGAAAUAACAGUGCAGUCUGUUAAAAACACCGUGGCUGAAAACAUACCUGUUGGAAGUGUGAUUGCUCUGGUGGGAACAGGUGACAGAGACAGUGGUGACAAUGGGAAAGUGACUAUAUCGAUACAUGACAAAAUGUCCUUUAUUCUUAGCCAAUCCUUAGACAGACCCACACAUUAUGAACUUAUAGUGUCUGAGCUUUUAGAUCGUGAAAAGGUACCGGAAUAUGUCAUCACUCUAAUAGUGACUGACGGAGGAACGCCACCUUUAUCUGAUAAUGAAACUUUAACCGUGCAUCUGCUGGAUGUUAAUGACAACGCUCCACAGUUCCCCCAGUCUUUUUAUACUAUACGUGUGAUGGAGAAUUCAGCACCGGGAGCUGUCCACCCGCUGUUCUCUCUCCUUCAGAACUGGUAUGUCGCACUAUUUAUCUUCCUUUCUUCACGCACGGGCACGGUGCUUACGGUCACGCACUAUUCUGUUCCGGAGGAAAUGGAGGAAGGUUCUGUCGUGGCACAUUUGGCCACUGAUUUAGGCUUAGAUGUGAAGAGUUUGAGCAAAAGAAAAAUGCGCGUGGACGUGGUGGGCAACAAGAAAUAUCUGGAUAUCAACAAGGACACCGGGGAGCUUUUUAUUCGGGAAAGGAUUGACAGGGAGUUCCUCUGUCCUCUUAAAACAGCUACAACCUGCUUCCUGAAAUUAGACGCCUCGAUUGAGAACCCGGUCCGGAUGUUUAACAUCGAGGUAGAAAUUACAGAUAUAAACGACAACUCUCCUCAUUUUCGGAGAGGAACGAUGCAUUUGGACAUCUCUGAGUCAACCCCGGUCGGAGAGAGGUUCUCCCUGAAUAAUGCUGCAGACCCAGAUGUCGGAGUUAAUUCGGUGAAGAAUUACCACCUGAGCGCGAGCGAUCAGUUUUCAAUUGAGAUUCAAACAGGAAGAGAUGGGACCAAGUUUGCAGACUUGGUUCUGAAAGAGCCUCUGGACAGGGAGCAUCAGGCUGUUCAUAACCUCAUCCUCACUGCUGUGGAUGGAGGGGUGCCCACGCGCACAGGUACAGCCAGCAUAAUUGUGCGCGUGCUCGAUGUAAAUGACAACGCCCCUUCGUUUGACAAAGACAAGUACGUGGUGGAUGUGAUGGAGAACUCCCCCAUAGGCAGUUUAGUGAUCAACCUGAACGCUAUGGAGACUGCUGUUAAGGCGUACUCUGACAUGACUGAGAUGUCUCUGGAAUAUGACAUCUUUUCAGACAUCAACCUGUAUUUGGUCAUCGGUCUGGGCUCGGUGUCAUUUCUCCUGCUCAUCACCAUCCUGGUCACCAUUGUGCUGAAGUGUCAGAAAGCCAAGCCCAGCAAAGCUGCUCCUCCCAGCAGGAACAGUGUGGUCAGUGAGAGGAACUCCACCAUCGCAGACUCCACUCUGGUGUCCAACGAUGCCUACUGGUACAGUUUGUUUCUAGCAGAGACCAGGAAAGGAAAGCUGGUGGUCAGACAGCCUGUGCCAAAGGGCUCCAGGUACAUCGUGUCCAGUAUCCCCAGAGGGACAGGACUGUCAGAGACCAGUGACUCUGCUGCUUCUACUCUGCAGUACCCUAAAUGAGGAAAGUCCACUCAGCAGCUGGAGAUGUCCACGGCAAGCAGCAGCAGCUCUAAAUGAAGCCAACCCUCCAGCUGUGGACAGUAUUCGUAACAAGUACAACUUCAAUGAAGAAAAGGAGGACAUCAUCUUCAAUCAAACACAUCUACCCUUAGUCUGGUUUGCUCAUGUUGUCAUGGUAAAGCAUUUAUGAACUAUGGUGUCCAAUCUGAAUAUCCUCCCUGUAUUUUGAGCACAAGCAAAACGGAUGUCAACAAUGUCCGGAUGUUCUUUCAUUAUGCAUGAUGCAUGGGUCCAGAUAUCCUUCAAGACAGUCGUUUUAAAGAAAAAUGGACAGAAAUCAUGUUCAUAAAUGAAGGAACUGUAAAAAUAUACACCAUUCAAGAUUCAGAGAAGCCAGAACAAGGAUUCCAUAACCAGAUGUGGGAAAUUUGAAAGACUUUUAAGAAGCUGCUCACUGUCUCGCUAAAAACGUUUGUUGAAAAGUGCAUUUCAAGCUCUUGUGCAUUGUCUUGCUCCAAAGCAACAUUGAUGUUUAAUAUAAACAACAUAAAGAAGCGAAACAACUUUAACUGUGUCAGGAAAGCACAAACCUAGAAUUUAAAUAUUGACAGAGUCAGUACUGUAUUCCAUAAAUGUGUUAGCUUUUAGUAGCGUUAUGUUUUGUACUUGAUUUGUGCUUUAUAGGAAAAACAGGCCUAAACACAUGACAAUGAGUGCCAAGUAUAUCAUACGCUCAAAUUAAUAUGAGUGAGGCCUAAAGCCUUCAUGCCUUUAUAUUUCUGCAUGGAAUAACCAAAUUACUUCCAUGGAUUUUAAUAUAUUAUUCUUCUGCACAUACAGUAUCAAUUUACUUAAAACACAAUCUUGAUAACUUGUUUAGUGGGACCAGCAAUGAUAUUCAGAUGUUUGUCCCUCUCAUUUAAACAUGAGCAUCAAGAGAACUGUUAUUUCCACAAAAUUAAAUGUAUCGACAGCCUAAAAUUACACUAUUUGAAGAGUUUGCCCUCUUGAAAACACCUGCAAAUAUAGUAUUAAGUGUUUAAAUUAAGUGGACCACAAUGUAUACUGCUCCUGUUUAAAUCAACUUGAAAUAAACUGAACUGAACUGAGAAAAUAGACGUACGUGUUCCUAUGAGGGCUGUAUAAUACAUUUGAAAUGCUAAUGCACAUUACUGUUUUUGACUUUCAAUCAUGGGUUUUUAGUACUUUGUGUAAUGUCUGUGUAACUUGUUGAAACUAAAAAUUGAGUGCUUCAUUUACAAUUCAAAAACAACAAGUUUUAAACUGUUUAUUGUAUUUUACCCAAUGGAAUUACUCCAUUCAUACUAAUGACUAUUUUACUGAAUAUGUCUGCUUAUCCAAGACAUAAACCUAAACACAAAUACAACUGACGUGUAUAAUUCAUUAUUUGUCUAUAAAUAUGCCUUUAUUUAAAACGCUGGUGCUUUUGUAUCUCCAAUGUGAACAGAAUUAUGUGCCAUCAGAUUCAUGAGUCGCCCUUUGUAUGAAAUAAUAUUCAGAUUUCAUGUGAUCAAACUCUUUAUUAGCACAGCUUUCAUCAUGUUCCUUGUGAGAACUUGGAACAUAUUUUAG
Molecule: messenger RNA, 4265 nt
Organism: Nematolebias whitei (Rio pearlfish)
Lineage: Eukaryota; Metazoa; Chordata; Actinopteri; Cyprinodontiformes; Rivulidae
Product: protocadherin-10
Exons: 6
Coding region: 63-2672 (869 amino acids)
Biological process (GO): homophilic cell-cell adhesion
Cellular component (GO): plasma membrane
Molecular function (GO): calcium ion binding
Source: RefSeq, a predicted model, not a curated record